Contarinia nasturtii (swede midge) is the source of this 1654-nucleotide messenger RNA. RefSeq lists its product as uncharacterized. The record is from RefSeq and is a predicted model, not a curated record. NCBI's taxonomy places the organism in Eukaryota, Metazoa, Arthropoda, Insecta, Diptera, Cecidomyiidae. The transcript has a single exon. Bases 209 to 1528 code for a protein of 439 amino acids.
AAACAAAUGUACUGUCUUCAGUUUAAACGUUUGUCAAAUAGCAGCUGCUGCUGUGUUUUCAUUUAAAUAAUAAAAAAAACGUCACAUUUCACAGCAAAACUAUCGGCAUAUUUAAAAAAUGAAAUUUAAUUUGUGUACUUUCAUUCGUGGUGUUUGUCAUUGUGAUAUAAAUUAAAAAUUGUCAAAAAAAAGUCCAUUGAACAAAAAAAUGGGUUGGCUCUCAUUGUGCAUCGCUGUCGCGAACAUUUACCUGUGUGGUGUCAUGGUAAUGGCAAAGGAGCCAAACCUUUUUUUAAGUCAAUCGUACGAUGUGCAACUGAACGAAGGGGAAAAACAAUAUCGACUAAUGCAAUCGAAUGCGAAUUUACCACAGUACGGAAGAUGUUGGACCGAAGCUGUUCGACAAAUUGAUGUAACAUGCACAGAUCUCAAUGAAAAGACACAAGCAAUGCUUGCCCUUCGAUUUACCAAAUGCUUUAUAGCAAUGAGUGGUGGUGAUGGUGAUUCCGGUCUGGAUGGAUGCGAAGACACCGAAUGUAUCGGUAACAUGUCUGAACGUGUUUUUCAAGCAUACACACAUUUCUAUACACACACUCAGAAUAUUUGUUUCUACUUAAUGCAUCAAAUUUGGCACGGAGAAACUGUGAAGACAGUCCAUUUGUUAAAAUCACAUUCUCAGAGCGUAAGCAGACAACUUGAGCUGGCCGGACGUUUACAAAUCAAUUUACUAACACAACAACGUGAAGGAUUAAAAUUACAACAGAAAUUAGUGGAGCAUGGUGUUAAUUUAUCGGAUGUAUUAAACGAUUCGCAAAGCAGCUUAUCACGAUUAACCGAACAAUUUCGCAAUUCGACGUUGGAACAAGGACGUCAGCUGGGCGAUUUAUUUCGACGUUUGUCACAAUUUCACAAUUGGAUUGUCGGCGAAUAUUUAUUAAUUGAACAAAUCAUGUAUUAUUCGAUUGUUUUGGCGGUCAUAAUGAUCGCAACAACAGCUAAACGAACGGAGAAUUGUCGAUUUUUAUUGUUUGUACUGGCAAUUGUUAACAUUUUGAUUGAAUCAUUAUUUCAAAAAUACCUGGGCAACGACUAUUACAUUGAAGAUAUAAAAAUUGUACUGUUCGAAACAUUGUGGUUGAUCCGGAAAAUAUUUGCUGCCGUCAUGUGUACAGUUUAUGUGGUUAAGACGGUUACUUAUGUGGAUUCACAGAAGAUGACACUCAGUCUAUUGCAAGUUAUCAAUAAACAAAAUGUGGAAAUUUUACAAGCAUUAAGGGAUUUAAAAGGAAUACCAAUUGAAGAGUGUGGCGAUCGAAAUUAUCAUAUUUUAAAUCGACCAAGUGUUGCGCGACAAAGUGUUGAACGAGAUGACAUUACAUCGAGAAUGAUGCAAAGAACCGACGAGUAUAACAGGAGAUCGCGUAUGACUCCGUCUGUGAUAAGAGAGUUUAGCGUGGAAAAAUCAAUGUUUCCCAACAUUGGCGUUACCACCCGAUUGCGGUCGCGACAAGCAACACCAAUUUUAUAAGUGUUUCAUCUUUUAACGCAUGUUUGCAUUCAUAAUAAUUCAACAUUUCUGCACUAUAAGUACUUAACUUAUUAUUUAAAGAAUAAAAAUUCAUCCGUUUUGAAGGUGGUGUAAAUUUUCAUAUAG